AUGUCGAAUAUUAUUCCUGCACCGGGUUGGAGUUCUCUCCCCGAAGACAUCCUUUUCAUGAUCUUCGACUUUGCCAAACACGACAUCCAACUGAAGACCGCAACCGAAAGUUAUCCCCACACAGAGUCCUUCCUCCUCCAGUACUUCACCGUCUGGGCUCCCCUUUUGUUUGUUUGCCGACACUGGAACGAGGUCGCGAGCAAGAUGGCCCUGCUGUGGAACAAGAUCGGCGUGGCGGAUUCAGCGGUUGAUCAACACGGUCAGCUUAUCGUCCGGCCGGAGCAGUAUUUCCAGUACUUCCUUGUCUCGGUCUUGCGCUCUUCUACGGCCCCCCUCCAACUCUACUUCGCUGGCUCCACGCUUCUUCGCCGUGCCCUCCCUGUCAUUGAACAACAUGCAUUCCGUAUCAAGGUUUUGGUCAUGGCGGCGAGCGACGAGGCGGAUCGCCAAGAGGUAAUCCACAAGCUGUUCGAGCUCUCGUUCCCUGCUAUCCAGCGUGUCGAGCUCUACCGCUCGCCGCAGGCAGAGCUGCAGAACCUGCACCCCGACCUGCCGCCGAUGGAGCUCAGCUGCGAACGCUACCCAAGUCUGCGCACGCUCCACAUCGCGCACACCAACCUCACCUCCACCACGGCCUUCCGCACCCUCCGCGUCUUGAACCUCCGGUGGUGCGCUUUCGCCGACGGCCCAGCCCUCUCUGCGGCCGCGUUUCUGCACUGCAUCGCCGCCGCCCCGGAACUCGAGAUCCUGGAUUUGACACGCACGCUCCACCGGCUGCAGGACGACGUCCGCAAGGACAUCCCGCUCGCGUCCCUCCCGCGCCUCCACAGCCUCCGGGAGGUGUCGCUCACCGACGCCCCGGAAGUGAUCGCGGCCUUCCUCUCCUGCUUCGUCUUCCGAGAAGACUUGUCGCUCAAGAUCGACCUGGACAUGCACACCCGCGACGAACUCGAGACCCGCGAAGAACUCGUCGACGCGUUCAAGUCGGCCUUCCCGGAGAACCGCGACGCCCACCUCCCCGUCUUCCGCACGCUCGCGCGCGGCGAGCUCGAGGAGUUCGACGGCCACAUCACCCUCGUCGCGCACGGCCCCGUCGACCCCACCCGCGCCGCGCCGCUCGGCUCCGUCCGGAUGACGCUCAACACCGACGCGGACCUCGCGGAGGACUACUGCGCCGAGCUCUACGCGGACGACUUCCUCGAGACGUUCGCGGCCGCCUUCGCGCGCGCGCCGCUCCGCCACCUCGUCCUCAACGGCGAGUUCUACUGGGACGGCGACGAGGAGUUGGCGAGGACGGCGCCGCUGCUGGAUGUCUUGCGGGGGUUCCCGGACGUCGUCGCGCUCGAGGUCCGCGGCGUGGGAUCUCCGUUGCCGCUGCUGUUGAUGUUGCGCGAGCUGGAUCCGCAGGAAGACGGUUCGUACGCGCCGAUGGUGUGCCCGAAGCUCGCCGUGCUUUGCGUCGAGAUGUCCUGCGACAGGGAGUCGGACGCGGUGCAUGGGCUGUGCCAUGUGCUGUACAACCGUGUCGUUCAUGCGCGGCGGCCGAAGAUGGCGAGUGUUGUGUUCAAGCUCAAGAGGGACGAGGGCGACGAUGCUGUUGUGCAGGAAUGUGAGGUGAUUGGGAACAAGAGGCAGUUGGAGGUGAUGCAUGCGGAGUUCGUGGAGCAUUUGGAGUGGGAGGUAGUCUAG
This is a messenger RNA of Epithele typhae, 1689 nucleotides long. RefSeq lists its product as uncharacterized. Bases 1 to 1689 code for a protein of 562 amino acids. The record is from RefSeq and is a predicted model, not a curated record. Gene Ontology annotation, molecular function: protein binding. The transcript has a single exon. Lineage: Eukaryota; Fungi; Basidiomycota; Agaricomycetes; Polyporales; Epitheliaceae.